AUGGACAAUUCACAAUUACCGCUCCCAAAAGCACAUUGGAGGAGCUACCAAACGCCCACCAAACCAGCGGCCAAGUUGCUAGAGGAAAUAGUGGCAGAUGGUGGUUCACACAGCAGCAGAUCUUCGUCUGAUUCCUUUGUAUUUCUCAACCCUCCAAUUCCUCGUAAACGAACUCCACCAUUCCCUCCUCUUCCUUUCCACCCUCCCGUAUUCAAUUUCGAUGGCAUCACACGAGAAUCUACCCCUCCACUACCACCUCUACCUGAGGGAGUGCAGCCUGCCUCGCCUGUGGUAGGCGACGAUGACGUCACUUUGGACAGGAAAAGACUUGAAUCGCAGACAUCAAAAGAAUCGAAAAGAUCGGCUGCGAGCGAGCAUCUCGUUGCGACUGGGACGUCGCCGACUAACUCCCAUACCGGACGGCAUCACCACCACCAAUCCCGCACACACGGACGGGCAAGGUCUGCGUCCGAAUCAAUAUCAAGCUUGCUGGUUGUGACCACGGAAAGAUUAACGAGGGAGACGGCGCGAGCCAAUGAAGCAGAGAGAAAUGCCGCAGAACUGCUAGCGCUAUUCAAGACGACUCACGAGGCCAAGGUGAGGCUAGAGAGGGACUUGGAUCGGGUAAGGCAGGAGCUGGGAUUGUACAAAAUUCAGCUAGACAUGGCCCAGAAAGAGAUUUUUCGUGCCCAAGAAAUUGUUGACAAGAUUGAACGGCAGCGGGAAAAUGCAGAGGAGGAUGCGGCGCGAGCAAGGAGUAAAAUGCAUAAGCUAAUGGAGGCUAGAGCUAUCGAACAGGCUAUGGAGGAAGGGAGAAGGAUGGGCUUCGAGGAAGGGUUGAGACAAGGACGCUUUGUUAAACCAAUGAGGGAGGAUCGCGAAAGCCGACGAACUAAAGCACAUGGUGACCGCGUAUCCAGGUACACCUACCCCGAAGAAGAGCCACAAAGCUCUGGUUCGUCGGGGUCUGCUAAACAGGAGCGUUCCGCGCCCAGACCUUCAACACCACCAAAACCUCCCACUGUUCAUAAAACAGACCAGGCUCCUCGUAAACCCAUUAUACAACCGAGGCCUGGAACCUCGAAUGAUCCACCUCCCAUCCACCCUCAUGGAACUCCUCCCGAUACCGGAACCUUCAGUAAUCUUCUACCUCGUCCGACUAUUACUACACCAAUGCCUUUGAAUAUUCCGCCUACACAACCUCAGCCGGCCCCUCCAAUGCCAGAUCACCAACACAUCUCAGUCAAGCCUGAAGAACGCCGUUCUGGUAGAGUUUCUGCUCAGUCCCAGCCUUCGGCGGACGUUAACGGCCCUAUCCAUCCCAAACCUGUUUGGAACCACAGUCCCAGUGUUUUCCAUGAACGAAUCAAGCUACCACCUGAUAACUAUAUUCCAACAAUGGAUGCAAAUUCUGUGAUCACUCUUCCACCGCCACACGAACUGAGCUACCCAGUCGCACCAGAGGGAGCUUCCACGCGUGAUAAUCCAGCUACCCGUCCUCGAUCAGGAAGUCGCCCUGAAGUAUCUCAAAGGACUGCCGAUAGAGACACCAUCCGAACGCGAGACUAUGCUUAUCCAUCAAAGGCUCCAUCUGGAGAUGAUGCAACUGCUGCUAGUGCCAAUGAUCAGGCCAGGCGGUAUGCGUUCCAAUCUCGUGCCACAUCAGCAUUGUCCCGAGGCUCGACACAUUUGUCUGAUCUUGACCUUCUCACUACACCUCGAGAUGUUCACUACAGAAGCCAGAGAUAUAUGGUCGCCGACAAUGCUUCUGAAGUAUACCCAAGAAGGGAUACCCCAGCUGUUGACCAAUCCCCUACGCAAAGAAUUGCGGAAGAAUGGAGAAGUGCAAAUCGCCAAUAUCUUGACCCCCAACCGCCGAUAGUAAUACCUCCACCUCGAUAUCAAACUCCUGGACCUCGCAACGUAGAUCCACCAAAGAGGCCAUUCUCGGUAACAAACAACACUAGACCUCGGGCGCCGAGACGACCCAGGGAGAUUGUGAUGCCCGCUCCCUUAGCAGAUGUCGUCAUGAAUAUACCACAUGCUCCGCCAACGCAAGAGCCUUUUCUAGGCGACGAACUUUCACCGCCUCAUAAUCCAAUGAGAAGCACUUCAUCAAAUACAGUUCCUGGGAUUGAGGUUGUGACUCCGUCUACGCACGCAUCUUCCAGAUUAUCUGAAGGAACUGUCCUCGAUCCUGUACUAUUAACGCCGCAAAGUGCAAAUCGACCGCUUCCCCUCCCAGGCCAAACAGACCAAAGCGGACAAGGACAAGGUUACAGACGUGAGCAUAACCAGGGGGUAUUAUCAUUGAAUGUACCAAGUAACUCCCAGCCAGCUGAGUCCAGCCCUCUCAGUCCCAUAUCCGGCAUGCCUAAUCUCAAACAGUACCCGCCUGGGUUCGCUCCGAGUUUGCCCAAAGAUCAUGAUGCCACAUCUCCAGAUUACAAGUAUCCGUCAUCCCCAUUGUUACGUCCAACAUAA
Messenger RNA from Psilocybe cubensis, 2484 nucleotides. RefSeq lists its product as uncharacterized. The record is from RefSeq and is a predicted model, not a curated record. Lineage: Eukaryota; Fungi; Basidiomycota; Agaricomycetes; Agaricales; Agrocybaceae. The transcript has 6 exons. Bases 1 to 2484 code for a protein of 827 amino acids.